AGACCUUCGCUCGUCCAGCGCAGGGCUGGUGCGUAUUGAGUGAGACGGACGUUGGACGGCCAGAGCAAUGAUUGGCGAAGUAACUCUCGGGUAAGUCAGGAAACUGAUGGGGCAUGGCUGCGAUGGGUUUGCGGGGAGCACGGUCCCACUUGCGGGAUUGAAGCUUUCCUCUGAUCUCAUCGUUGGCUUAGACGUGUAUGGUUUUCUGACCCAGCGCCCUCGUUCGACUCGCUCUCGCUCUACCACCCUCCGCUAGAGUAACCCAAACCCCCCUGGCCGCGGUGCUCAAAGGAUUUGGCUUGUACGGGUUUGCGUCACUGCAAUUGAAGCCACCACCACCACAUCGGCCAACGCUGAGCCGCAGUCCACCCCUCUCUUCGUUCUUCCUCCUCCUCUUCUAGUCUUUCCUUCAGCCCGUUACGAGGAGCAACUUUCUGCUCGGCUGUUCCGUUCGAACCGAAAAUAACAACUUACCUUCUACGAUGCCUGCAGGUCCCCCAAAACAACGAAAGGUCGCUCUUGUAGGCGCACGAUCAGUCGGCAAGUCGUCCCUCACGGUGCGCUAUGUUGACGGCCACUUUGUCGAGAGCUACUACCCGACUAUCGAGAACACCUUCUCCAAGGUCAUUCGGUACAAAGGGCAAGAUUUCGCGACCGAGAUCAUAGAUACGGCAGGUCAGGAUGAGUACUCGAUCCUAAACUCCAAGCAUUUUAUUGGCAUCCACGGCUACAUGAUUGUCUAUUCGGUCGCAAGCAAGCAGUCCUUCGAGAUGGUACGCAUCAUCCGCGAUAAGAUCCUCAAUCACCUUGGCCAGGACACCGUGCCCAUGGUCAUUGUAGGGAACAAAAGCGACGUACGGCCAGAGCAGAGGCAGGUUUCGAAAGAAACAGGACAGAACCUCGCCGCCGAGUUCAAGUGCGCUUGGGUCGAGACGAGCGCUCGGUACGAUGAAAAUGUGGGAAAGGCAUUCGAUGCUGUUAUUGCGGAGAUUGAGCAGAGUCAGAACCCGAAUGAACCUGCCGGCGGUAACAAAUGCGCUGUCAUGUAGGCUAGCGUGCGUUGGCAACAUCACUGAUGCAUAAUUUUUUUCAAUGCAGGUCCGUCGAUACCGGUGUCGAGGCGGUUUGUACGACUAGUAGAACGGGGUUUCAUACCGCUAUAGCGGGCGUUAAAUGGCAUUAGUGAUUAUGCUUCGGGUGGCUGUUUGCGUCCGCCUUGGGAAGAGCCUGAAAGUGUUGCUUACGACCGUCGUGUAUCGUUUUAGCGAAUCAACUUGAUACAUUGGGAGGAGAAUU
This is a messenger RNA of Verruconis gallopava, 1296 nucleotides long. RefSeq lists its product as uncharacterized. Bases 483 to 1049 code for a protein of 188 amino acids. NCBI's taxonomy places the organism in Eukaryota, Fungi, Ascomycota, Dothideomycetes, Venturiales, Sympoventuriaceae. The record is from RefSeq and is a predicted model, not a curated record. Gene Ontology annotation, cellular component: plasma membrane. The transcript is spliced from 3 exons. Gene Ontology annotation, biological process: small GTPase-mediated signal transduction. Gene Ontology annotation, molecular function: GDP binding; GTPase activity; GTP binding.